AUGAAGGCUGCGAUCUUGGCUGCGCUCGCAUCCGUGGCUGCGGCCACGGGCACCAUUACUAUCAAAAACAACUGCCAGGGUGCCAUCGGCAUCCAGAUCGACAGUCAAGGCACUCAAGGUCAAUCCCAAGUCAUCCAGGCCGGAGGAAAUAUGGAAACGGAUCUUUCUGGUGCACCUGGACAAGCUGUCAAGUUUUCGACAAGUGGAGACUUCGCGCACCCCAUCAGCUUCGACUAUACCAUCGACUACCAGGACGGCAAGGUUUACUACGACGUUAGCGACGUAGCGGGCCAUCCUUUAGAUGUCUACGUCAAGCCGGCAGACGACUCAUGCCCAGAAGUCUCUUGCCCAGCGUCGUGGCCCACGUCUGUCUGUAACCAGCCGAGGACAUGCUACCCAAGCUCGAACUAUGUGAUCGAGCUCUGCGAGUCAACUCAUAGCACUAUCACGAAGGCGCGCAUGCGGCGAAGUGUCAAGAUGGCAGCGGGCAUGCUUUGA
Molecule: messenger RNA, 498 nt
Organism: Verruconis gallopava
Lineage: Eukaryota; Fungi; Ascomycota; Dothideomycetes; Venturiales; Sympoventuriaceae
Exons: 1
Coding region: 1-498 (165 amino acids)
Source: RefSeq, a predicted model, not a curated record